AUGAUCAUCUCAACUCCUCGAUUCUCGACAACUCCCUCCCCCCCCGCGCCGUGACCCGAUGUGGGUGGCUACUGUGAAUCCGGUGGGUCCAUUUCCGGCGAUAAUAAACGCUCGCCGAAACCCGAAACUUCUCCUUUCUCUUUCCGCACCUAUAUCUUGUCGUUUCGACGAUCGUUUUCGGGUUGGGAAGUUAAAGGUUCCGGCAGCAAAAAAGCAGCUCAGAGACUUGGAAACUCGGGAACCAGAUAUUCCAGAGAGUGAAAAGCUCUCAGCAAGUGAAAAGAACGGUGAAGGUUCUGAUUUUGGAUGGCUACCUGCUUUUCCUCACGUGUUGAUCGCUUCCAUGUCCAAUUUCCUAUUUGGUUAUCACAUAGGAGUAAUGAAUGGUCCUAUUGUUUCUAUCGCACGAGAGCUUGGUUUUGAGGGAAACUCAAUCCUUGAGGGCCUUGUUGUUAGUAUAUUUAUUGCUGGUGCCUUUGUUGGAAGCAUAAGCUCUGGUUCGUUGGUUGAUAAACUUGGUUGUCGACGCACUUUUCAAAUUGACACAAUACCCUUGAUUCUUGGUGCAAUAUUAAGUGCACAAGCCCACUCUGUGGAUGAAAUACUUUGGGGAAGAUUUCUUGUUGGGCUUGGUAUAGGCGUGAACACAGUUCUUGUUCCAAUUUAUAUAUCUGAGGUUGCUCCAACAAAAUAUAGAGGUUCACUAGGAACCUUGUGUCAAAUUGGAACCUGCCUUGGGAUUAUUUCGUCACUGUUUCUGGCAAUUCCCUCUGACAAUGAUCCACAUUGGUGGAGGAUGAUGCUCUACAUUGCAAGUGUCCCUGGAUUUAUUCUUACACUUGGCAUGCAGUUUGCCGUAGACAGCCCCCGCUGGCUUUGUAAAGCUGGGAAAUUGGAUGAUGCUAAAUCAGUUGUAUGUGACCUUUGGGGGGCAUCUGAAGUUGAGAAAGCAGUUAAAGAAUUUCAGUCAGUCAGCAAAAAUGAUGGAUGUGACUUGAACAGCAGAUGGUUUGAACUCCUGGAAGAGCCACACUCUAGAGUUGCAUUUAUUGGAGGUGCUCUAUUUGUACUUCAGCAGUUUGCAGGCAUAAAUGGGGUUCUUUAUUUUUCAUCAUUGACCUUUCAAGAUGUUGGAGUUACAAAUGGUGCUUUAGCAAGCUUGGUUGUUGGACUAACCAAUCUUGCAGGUGCACUCACUGCUUUAUACUUGAUCGAUAAGCAAGGAAGACGGAAGCUCUUGAUUGGAAGCUACUUAGGAAUGGCAGUUUCUAUGUUUCUUGUAGUCUACGCAAUCAGUUUUCCAUUAGAUGAAUCACUCAGUCACAACUUAUCAAUACUAGGAACUGUACUGUACAUAUUUACCUUCGCAAUUGGAGCUGGCCCAGUGACUGGUCUCAUUAUACCGGAGCUAAGCAGCACUAGGAUGCGUGGGAAGAUAAUGGGAUUCAGUUUUACAUCUCAUUGGGUUUGCAAUUUCUUGGUGGGUCUUUUCUUCCUCGACCUGGUGGAGAAAUUUGGUGUUGCUCCAGUUUAUGCUAGCUUUGGUGGAUUUUCCUUGUUAGCAGCAAUAUUUGCCAAAUAUUUCAUAGUCGAAACUAGAGGGCGUUCUCUUGAGGAAAUUGAAAUGUCGUUGAACCCCAAUUUCCAGGCUAGAGACAAGUGAACGACCCAGACCCAAGAGAACUGCAAAGCUAAACCUGUCAUGCAGUUAACUGCAGUGCUGGUUUUGCUUGGAAGAUCCCUCGUAUUCUGUGACGAGAAUUUUCAGAUAGUGACCUUGGAUGUUUUCUUCCUGACUGUAUGUAAGCAAUUUUUUUAUUUAUUUAUUUUCCCAUCAUCAUUCACAUAUUUGAAUAUCUAGUAAACAGAAAAUUUUGCAUCCCA
Messenger RNA from Carya illinoinensis, 1884 nucleotides. Its product is annotated as probable plastidic glucose transporter 1. The record is from RefSeq and is a predicted model, not a curated record. Gene Ontology annotation, biological process: monosaccharide transmembrane transport. NCBI's taxonomy places the organism in Eukaryota, Viridiplantae, Streptophyta, Magnoliopsida, Fagales, Juglandaceae. The transcript is spliced from 12 exons. Gene Ontology annotation, cellular component: membrane. Gene Ontology annotation, molecular function: hexose transmembrane transporter activity. Bases 59 to 1663 code for a protein of 534 amino acids.